Molecule: messenger RNA, 948 nt
Organism: Hibiscus syriacus
Lineage: Eukaryota; Viridiplantae; Streptophyta; Magnoliopsida; Malvales; Malvaceae
Exons: 7
Coding region: 1-948 (315 amino acids)
Source: RefSeq, a predicted model, not a curated record
AUGGAGCUCGAGACGGAUAAUAGCGAGGUUGUUCAGAUAUUCAACAACAAUUCUGAAGCCUUGGUGGGCUAUACUUUGGCUUCUACGUUCCAAGAGCUCUGUACUAGAGAUUCGGUUUUUAGAGUUGGACAUAUUUGCCGAGAUCAAAAUUGCAUUGCUGAUAGAUUAAUAGUUAUGGGACGAGGUGCCCCUAUUGGUUCCACGUUUUUCGCAGACCCUCCCGAUGAGACUAUCACACUUCUGCAUAAGGAAAAAAAUCUAUUGAAGAAAAAGGAGGUAACACUUGCAUCGGUCACUUUUUAUGCCAAUGGACUUCCAGAUGGGGCUGAAUUGGCGUACUUUAUCAAAGGACAGACUUUUACCCUGACGUACCUUGAAGGCUACAAACAGGGGAACGGUAUAGUCUGUGAAUGUUGUGAGAGAGAGCUUAGCCCUUCACAGUUUGAAGCACAUGCUGGAUUGGCUGACAGAAGGCGACCGUAUCAUAACAUCUAUACAUCUAAUGGACUGACGCUUCAUGAUAUAGCCUUGUCAUUGGCAAACGGACAACGCAUUACAAUUGGUUGCAGUAAUGAUAUUUGUGCAAUUUGUGGAAAUUCUGGAGAUCUGCUUCUUUGUCAUGAAUGUCAUCUGGCUUUUCAUACUGCUUGUUUGAAAAUAGAGCACCUUCCAGAAGAUGACUGGCUUUGUGCAAAUUGUUCUGAUAAAAAGGGUCUUGGUAGGAAAGAUGCCUCAGGAGAAGCUUCAAGGAUAGUGAGGCCAAUUGUGAUACGACUGACAAGAGUUGUUAAAGCACCAGAAUUUGAAAUUGGUGGUUGUGCUGUUUGCAGGUUGGGUACCUCUGUAUUUUUUUCGUAUCAUUCUGGUAUUUUGUCUCUAAGCAUAUCUAUAUUCUUAGAAUACGAGCUUCAUUGUGUGAUUAAUCCUCCAAUGGAUUCAUUUGUAUGA